CACUGGCCAAGGCCAUUGGGCUACUGUGCCACCCCAAAACGUUACUCUCGCAUUUCUGAGUUGACCUGCUCCGCCUUGCCAGCAGGUGGCGAAGCACACCAUAAGUCGAUGAGACAUCGAUGCAAACCACGGCAUCGAUCUGUUAGCCAGCUCACCCACAAGUCAAUAGAUCAAUCGAUACAUCUGCUCAUCAUUCCGUAACCCUUUUGGCUCAAGGCGAAACCUUCUCAGUGCCCCGCCCGCGCUCGCACGUCCCCCGCCGACCGCCGCUCCAGCGAUCCGUCGGGGCCAUGGGCAUCUCGCGCGACUCCCGCCACAAGCACCGCAAGACCGGCGGCCGCAGAAACAUCCACCAGAAGAAGCGCAAGUACGAGAUGGGCCGGCCGUGGGCCCACUGCAAGCUGGGCUCCAAGCGCGUGCGCCCGGUGCGCGGCCGCGGGGGCAACAUGAAGUACCGCGCCCUCCGCCUGGACAGCGGCAACUUCGCGUGGGGGACCGAGAACAGCACCAAGAAGGUGCGCGUCCUGGACGUCGUCUACAACGCCAGCAGCAACGAGCUCGUGCGCACGAAGACCCUCGUGAAGAACGCGAUCGUGCAGAUCGAUGCGCAGCCCUUCAAGCAGUAUUACCUCAAGAAGUACGGCGUAGACCUCGGCAAGAAGGUCAAGGGGGCCCCCGUCAAGAAGGAGGGCGAGGAGGAGGUCAAGAGGAGCCACCACGUCAUGGCGAAGCAGAAGUACCUGGCGUCGAAGCAGAAGCUGGACCCCGGCGUCGAGGACCAGUUCCAGAGCGGCCGGCUGCUCGCGUGCAUCGCCUCCCGCCCGGGGCAGAGCGGCCGUUGCGACGGCUACGUCCUCGAGGGUGACGAGCUGACGUUCUACAAGAGGAAGCUCGAGAAGAAGAAGAAGCAGUGAGAUGGCCCUGGCGCGUGGCGUUACACCGGUGUGGCUCGGAGAGAGCUCCAGAGAGGAGGGUCGAA
Molecule: messenger RNA, 979 nt
Organism: Prorocentrum cordatum
Lineage: Eukaryota; Dinophyceae; Prorocentrales; Prorocentraceae
Source: the annotation of a GenBank genome assembly